Seminavis robusta is the source of this 948-nucleotide messenger RNA. NCBI's taxonomy places the organism in Eukaryota, Bacillariophyta, Bacillariophyceae, Naviculales, Naviculaceae. The record is from the annotation of a GenBank genome assembly.
AUGAGCGAAUACACGAACCAGCUCCCCGCAUUCCUGCAGCUUUUCGAACAAAACAUGGAGGAAGCCGCAGAGCAAUUCAACCUUCAUUAUUCCGAAUGGCUUCAAGAUUGGCCAGCCAAUGGACUCCAAUUCGAUCAGAAGCAUCCCGAUUGCAACCUCAACGCCAUUGAGGUAUGUGCCCGUCAUAGUGGCGUCGAGGCAUUCCAAGCCAUCAAACGGGAGCUACCAGAUGCCAUAUCCUAUGUAGAUGAUGAGGGCCGGUCCAUUCUGCAAUUGGUAGUCAAAUGGAAUGUAGGCCAUGUUGCCUUGGUGGAUUACAUUCUUCAGAAUGGCGGGAUGUCAUUGAUUGAUCAACCCUCACCCGAUGGCAAGACUCCGUUGUGGACGGCAAUCAAUGACGCGCAAAUACAUGUCACCAAGUUGCUCAUUUAUCGCGGAGCGUCAUUGACGCCACCAACGGAUGGAAAAUUCUCCCCUUUGAAAGCGCUCAAGAAAUCCAUGUAUGUAGCCAGGUUUUUGCGACCUCUUCGUCAUUGGCUGGUAGAAAUGAAAGAGAAGAUAGAAAGGUUCCCCUCUGAGACGACUCCUCCUAAAAAGAAACAAAAACUAGUAGAGAUGAAACCCGCAUUGCCAGUGGGGGAGGAUCUUGUCCGCCAUAUUGUUUCCUUGCUGUCCCUCAAAGAAUGCGCCACUCUGCAGUGUGUUUCUCGUUCCUUCCAAAAGGAUUAUAGAUACUUGCGACUUUGUUUUCGCGCAGGAAAAGAUUUCGUUCAGGCAGCUCCCUCGAUGAAAAUGUACGCGAACAUCCAACUGAGCGCAGAGGAAUUUUCCAUACUCCACGGGGGCAAGGACUGCUAUGACGAGGCACCGGUGUGGUAUGAUACUACUACUGAGAUGCAAUUGGUGUUUGGUGGUGCGCUUCGAUUACGCGUACCCAAUGAAAACUGA